GGUAUGGGUGGGCGUUCAGAAAUGUGUGUGCACGUAUGUGUGUGUUCAGGUGUGAGCGUCGGCCUCGGAGCUCAGAGGGAAGUCAGUGUCCGGACAGUGUGGCAGGCGAAGAGCAGGUCAGAGCUCACCGAGGGGGCCCCGACUGCUGACUAUGGGGCCAAUGCACUGAAGGGGGCCCCCAGGUAAAAUAUAAGAAAAAAAAAAGGAGGAGAAACGGAAAAUAAUCAAGAAAAAAGAAGAAAAGCUGAAAAAAAGGCACAAAAAGCAGAACAAUGGUGGCAGAGGAAGUGAUAAUUACAUUGUCCGGUGGAGCGCCGUGGGGGUUUCGUCUUCAGGGAGGCGUGGAACAUCAGAAACCGCUACAGGUGGCGAAGGUGCGUAAACGCAGUAAGGCAUGCAGGGCUGGGCUGCAGGAGGCGGAUGAGCUGGUAUCCAUCAAUGAACAGCCAUGUGGAACACUCUCCCACGCUCAGGCCAUGAACCUCAUCGACAGCUCCCCCGGGGUAUUACACAUCCGGGUCAAAAGGACGCCCGCUGGGUUUCAGUCUGUGGUGCUUGUGACCCGUGCCCCAUCCCCCCGUAUAGACAAAGAGUACCGAGCUGCACUGCAGGCCAUGUCCCCUACUCACCCCCAUCAUGCACCUGUACGUGAGGUCCAUCGUAGCCGCUCCUCCCUAACCAGCGGCCUGACGUCUCCACCUGGUAGUGAAGCUUACUACGGUGAGACCGACAGCGAUGCAGACGUGGCGGGCUACGAGAGGCAACGCCGGCAGAAGCGCCGCAGCCCCAGCAACUCCAACCCCGGGAAGCCGUCAGGACGAACCUCUCCUGAAGGGGGAGAAACAUCGGAGAUGAGCGGCUACGACAGCGCACCGGAUGCACAUGUUUAUCCCCGUCUGUUGGAUGGACAUGGGGGAGAUGGAGGUGGAGGAGUGGGGCUGCCAGGGGUGGCGAGAAGAGAGGUGAUUUACCAACCUCCUGGUCCGGGAAUGUGGUCCUCCCAGACGUCCACUGAGACCUCCUCCAUCAUCUCCUCUGCAGACGACCAGGGACCACGGGAUGGAGGGCAAGAGGAGGACAGCGGUUUUCUAGAGCCAGCCAAUGUACCACUGGUAUCCCCUGAGAGGGCGAAAGAGGCUCUGAUGCUGGGCUCCCGCAGCCAACUUGUUCCCAUGGUGGGUCCUGUGAGUAAACCCAUUGACGAGGAGCUUACAACAACCUACAUGGAAAAAGCCAAGCAAGCCAAACUGAACCGUGGGGAUACACAGCAAGACAAGCACGUAAAGGAAGCCAAAAGCAAGUGUCGAACAAUUGCAUCCCUACUCACAGAUGCUCCCAACCCUCACUCCAAGGGGGUGCUGAUGUUCAAGAAGAGAAGGCAGCGCUCGAAGAAGUACACCCUCACCAGUUUUGGUAGUGUUGAUGAGGACAGGUGUCAUGACUCGCAAGAAGAGGAUGGGGUAUUCCCUGGUAGCGAAUCAGAGUUUGAUGAGGAUGGCUUCUCUGCAGCUCCUGACCCAACUUGGGAUAGUGACUACCUGGAUAUGCUGGAGAAGAGAGCAACUGCAGGCACUGAAGGCCGUGGAGAUGGAGCAGAGGAUGCUGCAAGUCCAGGCUUGAGUGAGACUGCAGGCAAGGGUGCCCAGCUGUUUGAGCAGCAGAGGAAGAGGGCUGCCGAGCAUGCCAAGAAGGUAGAAGCAGCAAAACCACAGACACCUCCACAAUCUCAAGUCCAGAACCACAUGUAUCAGUUGCAUCCAGAAAUACAACCACAAAUGCAACCAAACCUCCAGCCUCAGCAGAUAAUACCACCUGGCCCUACACAGCCAGUGCUAUCUCAAGCUCCAGGUUCAGUAGCUGUUGCAGCCAAUAGAAUUUCUAAUGGUGACCUAUCCUAUUCUGCAGUUAGCACAGCCUCCGUGGCGAUGUCACCUCCAGCCGUGGCACCCAAACCAGCCACUGCCCCAGUGACGGUUCUGACAAGUCCUGCACCACCAGCUGAAACACCAUUACCAGAGCUACCUGCGAGUAAUGUCCUCAACAGAACGGCACGUCCUUUCACCCCUGGUUUCAUCAGCAUUCGAGCUGCGACUGCCCCUGUCACGUUCCGGCCACCAGUCACAAAGACGUCCCAGCGACCUGCCUCAGCAGCUGUUGUGCCACCACCAUUUUCCACUGCUUCUGAAAUAGUCAUUAAUGCACCAAUAACUUCACAGACACCCCCUGGUCCUCCAUCACUGCGUUCCCCACCAUCCUCUCUACAUCCAGGUCACUUGGCUAUGGCACCAGAAGCUCCUGUUAACUAUCACCAUCCAGCCCUCUCUACCUCAGUAGAGACAAUGCAGUCGCAACCACCAGUAGCUACUGUUCAUGAAGCUCCAUUUGCAGCUGUGACUCCAAUGUCUGUGACAGUGCCACCAGCUCCACAAGCACCAGUGGUUUCAGCCCCUGUUCCUCUUAUAUCUCAAAUUCCUGGUUCAGCUGACCCUGUUGCCACUGUGCCUCCACUUCAAGCACCAGUUGCUCAGCCACAACAAUAUCCCAUAGCACCUGUAGCUCCAGUGUCAGUGGUCUCCCAGCCAGAAGCUGUAGCUCCAACCCCUGUUCCUGGUCCAGGAGGUCGCACAGGAAUCUUAACUGAGGCUCGACGCCGUAGUGGCAAACCCAAACCAAUGUUCAAUGUGCCAGAUGUCAAAAAGAACUCCCCCAAUCCUGAACUGUUGUCUAUGGUGCAGAACCUGGAUGACAGGUCCGUCCGAUAUAAAUAUGGCCAAACAGCCGAUGACGUUAUUUAUGAUGAUACAGAGGAAGACAGGAGUGGUGAGGCUGGCGCAGGAAGGGUGCCUCCCCCAGUGGCCCCAAAGCCUCGCAUCAUCCAUGAAGCUCCACAGAUUCUUCAUGCAGGGGGUAAGGGCGCCCAACUGUUUGCCAAAAGGCAGAGUCGGAUGGGUAUGUAUGUAGUGGAUACCCCACCUGAGACCCCUUAUCAGCAGGAAAUGGCAAUGCAUAGUGCAGCCCAACCCACAGACUCUUCCAACAACUCUUCCCUCCCCUCGCAAUGGAAAUACUCCUCCAAUGUCCGUGCGCCUCCACCCAUUGGGUACAACCCACUAUUGGGCCCUUCCAUCCCUACAGGGCCUCAGAGGGAUACAAACAAGCCAGACAACAGAGGGGGCUCCCAAAGAGAGGGAAUCAAGGCUCUGGAUUUCAUGAGAAGGCAGCCCUAUCAGCUCAACUCUGCCAUGUUCAACUAUGGGGGCAGUGCUGCUAAUCUGUCAGCCAUGCCGUCUUACCAGGCGCAGCAGGGUGACUACAAAACAACAAUGGUGGGCAGCUCAUUAACCACACCGAGGCAGAUCCCCCUCAAAACAGCCCGUGUCUACGAGAUCAAGCGAUUCUCCACACCUACACCCAUAUCAGCUCCCACUCUGACUCCCAAAGUCAUUGCUCCCCGCUCAGCCACUACCCUUGGAGAACGUUUGACUCAUUUCGGCAUGACCUCCCCAACUCCUGCUCUUCUCACUCCAACUCCAGCCCCGCCACUGACAUCAGCACCAGCCAGUGCUCCAAUCCCAGCUAUACCUCCCUCCCAAGCAGGUGGACUGCCCAGCCUCCCGAAAUUCUCUGCUGCCCCUAUUCCACACCCUGUGCCACCCUCAGUGCCUAAACCUUACGCUCCAGUAUCGUACACCGGUGGGCUGCAGAUGGCGAAGCAGUUCCAGAGCGCUCCUGAGCUCAGUAUCCUUGCCUCUUUGCCCCCACUCAAGUCCAAUCCAGUUCAGGCACCCAAACCACAUUUCAUUGCCACCAAAGGAGGCGUCCAGCCCCAUGUCUGGAGGCCGGGGGCAUUCUGAACAGCAAUGAAUCAGUCACUAUCACACUUGGACAUCUUAAUGCAUUAUUCAUUUAGUGCUGAAAUGACAAGUCAAUUAUGCACAGAAAAUUAAUCAAAGACAAUUUUGGUAAUUGGUUCAUUGUUUAAACGAAGGAAAAAAUGCUUCAGUUUCUGAAAUGUAAUAAUUUUCUGCUUCUCUCUUGUUAUAUCAAUACUAAAGUGAAUUGGUUGGUUGGGAAAAAAACAGACUGAUUAAGAAAAAAGUGACAAAUUAAUUAAAAUAACCAGCCCCACAUGCAUUAAAUUAAAAUUCAACUGUACACAUUUUUUUUAAUAUGUUAGACUAUGAAUAGUGGAAAUAGUCCACAAACACCUUCUUGCUAUUCAAAAUGCUGCUUAUCACAUUUAUUUUGCUGCCAACACAUUUAACUUAGUGACAAUAAUAAUAACAACGAUAGGAUAUAUUAUCAUAUACUGUAUGCCGUAAAGUCCACCAUAUGCCUGUCCUGGAGGGAGGUUUGUGUAAGGCUUCUGGAGAUCUCUUCUACUAAUUUAGCAGAAAAUUCAUCUAAACAGAGCCUGUACUGAAUAAUUCUUUGAAACUUGAAACGUCUGAAAAUUGAAUCGCUGCAGUUCUGACAAUAGGAUUAAAUCACUGGAGAUGUAUGUUGUGUGAUGUUGACAGGAGGAGGUGGAUUAAGGCUUUUAUCUUUGAACAUGUAAUUCUCAGUACCUGUCCGACUAAUUGUUGUGCACAAAGUGUUUUCUACCUGCUCUGUCUGUAGCAUUAUCAAGGAGAAACCACGUUGGUCUUCUUGUCUGAUGGUUUAAAAGAUGCAUGAACAGCUGAGAAUUAUGAAAUGUUUUUCAACACCUCACUGUGGAUCUACAAGUGAAGACAACAUUUGCUCUUGCAAAGUGUUAGUAAGGUUGUGCCAAAUACCUCUGCUCACUAUAGCUAGAGAGAAAUACUAUCUUUUUUAGCACAGGUCACAUUCAACAAGUGCCCAGCCUGUCACUGAAUGUACACUUGUCACUGGAUGUCAGAGCUUCCAAUUGCCACUUUGGCACACCAGAGCCUCCUUAGUAUCAGUGUGAUCGUUUCAGAUAUAUGUAAAUUCUUAACUUUUAUUAAACAAAUAACACAGAUGAAGGAAUGUGUACUUUGUUUUGUCUAAUUGUCAUUUAAUCUGAAGGGAUGCAAUGGAAAGUUGAUGGACUGAGAGGUACCAGCAUUUGUAAAAGGGUUCAAGGAAUCAGAGUUGCUGUGGAGGGAGGAUAUAUAAUAUAUAUAUAUAUAUAUAUAUAUGUAAGGCAAAUUACCAAAUACGGUCUCAGUGACAUAAUAACAUAAUAUAAUAAAACUGAGACUGACUACAUUUUGUUUAUAAUGCCACAGCCUCUGGAUAUUAAAGAAAGGAUAGGGAAGUUUGAUCUAUUAAGUUUGUUGGUAAAGCAACGGAAACUAAUGGAAAGAAGCACAAAAGUUUAGCUGCUGUCUUUCCAUUUAGGAUGGUUGCUAUUAAAAAGUAAGGAUAAAUAUAAUAAAUGGCUAUGUAUCUUGAAAGAUUUGGUAUGUUAAUGGAAACAAGUGAGAAACAAAUAAAUGAUUAUGUUGUGUUCAGUUGUGGAAGAUACUUUUGUUAUUUUUUUACAAUUUCUAAAAUACAGUUUCUCUUAAAGCUUUUUCUUGCUUUCAUAUUAUUACGGCUGCAAAAAGUCUAAGUUAUGCAUAUGUUAAUGUUGAGGUGUAAAAUACAAUAUAUAUGUUUCUGAAUGUAGUUGAGUUCAACUUUGUGUGAAAAUGUUUGUUAUUAAUGCUGAGUAGAAAUUUAUACUGACUAGGGGACAAAACAUUUUUAGAGUAAUAAAAUUAGACUUGAAAGCGC
Molecule: messenger RNA, 5724 nt
Organism: Amphiprion ocellaris (clown anemonefish)
Lineage: Eukaryota; Metazoa; Chordata; Actinopteri; Pomacentridae
Gene: synpo2la
Product: synaptopodin 2-like a
Exons: 4
Coding region: 273-3854 (1193 amino acids)
Biological process (GO): positive regulation of actin filament bundle assembly
Cellular component (GO): actin cytoskeleton; nucleus; Z disc
Molecular function (GO): actin binding
Source: RefSeq, a predicted model, not a curated record